This is a messenger RNA of Parathielavia appendiculata, 2632 nucleotides long. RefSeq lists its product as uncharacterized. Bases 458 to 2365 code for a protein of 635 amino acids. The transcript is spliced from 2 exons. Gene Ontology annotation, biological process: calcium ion import across plasma membrane. Gene Ontology annotation, molecular function: calcium channel activity; protein binding. The record is from RefSeq and is a predicted model, not a curated record. Lineage: Eukaryota; Fungi; Ascomycota; Sordariomycetes; Sordariales; Chaetomiaceae.
AAACGAUUCACAGCCCAGUGGCCUCCACCGCGUCAUGAUCCUUGCAGAUCCGGAACAGGGCUGGCUCAGCUGGGUGCUCCUGCGCUUCGGCGCAUUCUCCGUCACGGUCACCAACUCCAGACACGAGCAUCGUUUUUAGAUUGCAUUCUGCAGACGACUUCGCAGCACGGCAGCCAAAUCCAGCCCACGGACACCUCCAAUCCCUACUUCAGCAAGCCUACUUUUAGGGCUCUAUCCUGAAAGCGAGCGGGGCCCAGGCUCGCAACCAUAAUGUUGCUAUAAACCGGCGGCCUCUCAGUGCUGUCAGCUACAGGGGGUGAGGCUGUAGGUGAUCAACAGGAACAGAGACGGACGAAACGACGAGAACCUCUCCCAACACACGGCCAACAACUUCGUUUCCCGCAAGCACGGCAUCGACGACUAUCGCUCGAGACCCCUGCGGGGCCAUGACAACAAAAUGCAGCUCAGUCCUCUACAAUCGCGGCUAGCGGCGUCUCUCGUCGCCUCCUGCCUGUUAAUUCUGCUCUACCUUUUCCUGUUCCCACCAAACUUCGCCCUUGCCGCCGAGCUAAGGGAAGCGCUGCCCGUCGUCUUCGAUCUCGAUUUCCCCAACGGCCCGGCCUCGCGCAAAUUCCUCGAUCCGACAUACGAGCCCGAGUUCCCGGCCUUCGACAGGAGUAUCAUCGGCCGGGCGCCCGCGGAAGUUACGUCGCUCACCAACAAUGAGCCCAUGCCUAUGAACGUCGACAUGGGAACGACGCAGCGGUUUGUGUUUGCGUUGCCUGCUGUGUCACGGCGAGGAGUGGAAGAGGACCGGUUAGAAGCAAGGGCGGACCAAAGUUUAUCACGAGAGCGGAACGCUGGCGCUGGCGCCACGGAGCACGAUGCGGUGAGUGUGAAGCAGGAACCAAGGCAGGCUAGGAGACAAGCCUUACGGACGGUAUAUAUCUCGGCGAAUACAUGUCUGCAGCCACAGCCGAUUGACCCGUCAAAAACAUCCGUCGAUCCGCCGCAGCUCACACUCAUCGUCUCGACAUCGGCCGAAAACCUUGUCGCGGACCCUGCAACCCAAGACAUGACUGUCUUCAACGAGGGCGCCGUCAUGUACAACCUGACGACGGACCGGGAAGUGUACAUCGGAAUACGCGCGCCGAAUGUGUCAGAAGUGUUUUCGGGGACAUACAACUUCCGAAUCGCAGCGUCGACAGACGGCUUCUACUACAGCUAUAACGAGCGGGACGACGCCGACUUGAUUUGGGUUGACAGCGACUCACAGGGAGCCUUGCUAGUCACACACAAUCUGACCGACAAGGCAGACCCGGUCGCAGAACAGCAAAUCAUGAGCACACAACCAUAUGUGAUGUUUGCGCACAAUCAGAAGGACCGCGCCAUUAACGGACUUAAGCACUCAUACUGCGGGCUGCUGAACUAUGCACAAAUAGCGGCGAUCAAGGACGGCCGGCGGACGAGUCUGGUCAGGACAGGCAUGACAAGGAGAGGGCCAGGAAACCUGCCGAAGCAGCAGUUUUUUUUCAGCGGCCUCAACUCCAGCUCCAAGUACAUUGGUAUCCUCGCAAAGGCUGGCGCAGAUGGCGGCGCGCUGGGCAAGAGACAAAGCGCAGCGUUGAGGGGCACUCAGAUAUUCAAGGCAACGAACUUCACCACCAAAUCAGACCACGGCAAUUGCGCCCUGAUUAUCGACCUCGCCUUCUGCGACCAGAUCGCCUACUCGGUUCCGAGCAACCCCAACUUUGGCAACUCGACGCAGCUGGCCCAGUUCUACGACGGCUACGCGGCGUCCAUGUACGUCAACUUCAACAAGUCGCUCGCCCAGAUCGCCUGCGAGGCGCCCUCGUCGCAGCGCUACUCGCUCACCCGUAACUGCACCGACUGCGCUGCCGCGUACAAGGACUGGCUGUGCUCCGUCACGAUCCCCCGGUGCGAGGACUUCUCCAACCCGGCGCCGUACCUGCAGCCCCGCGCCGUGGGGCAGCCGUUCCCCGACGGCUCGGUCCUCGACGAGCAGGCGCUGGCGGAGGCGAGGGUGCAGAACACGACGGCGUACCGAGACAGCCGCAACCCGAGGAUUGAUGAGUUUGUCAGGCCCGGGCCGUACAAGGAACUUCUUCCGUGCGAUGAUUUGUGUUAUAAGCUCGUGCAGAGCUGUCCGGCCAAGAUGGGGUUCGGGUGUCCCGUGCCGGGACAGAUUGGGUUUGAGGGGAACUAUGCCAGGCAUGAUCCCGCGGUGGGGCUGACGUGUAAUUUCCCUGGGUCGGCGCAUGUCAAGUCUGGAGUGCGGAGAGCGGUCGUGGAGUGGGGGAUGAUUUAUGCAGCGAUGAUUGUGGGCUUGCUGUUGGUGUUAUGAUGGUGAUGGUGGUGGGCUGCUUAUGGAGUUGGCAUAGGAACGGGUAUUCUGUUGGACGUGGCGUUGUGGUUUUGGUAGGCGAUUUCAUGUUGGUUUUUUGGGCUGGCCGGCACGAUAGAUUCUGUGGCUCAAGCGUACAUCUCAGGACAGGAAGAGUCGCGGGAUGCAACCGGCAACUCGACCAAGUUUGGAUCAUAGUAGUUUAAAUUCUGUUCAAAGCAAGGGCGGUGGCUUCAUCCAGAGAGUGAACGAAAACUCUUGUCAGAC